GGGCUUUCUGAAACCCUAGGCUUAUUGCUAUUCAAUCAAUCAAUCAUCAUAAUGACGCCGAGGGAAAUUCUUCUGGAGGAGGGAUGGGAUGUGUUGGAGAAAGGAAUAACAAAGCUGAAGAAAAUUCUUGAAGGGAAAGAUGAUGAGCCGCAGUUCAAUUCUGAACAAUACAUGGUGCUUUACACAACGAUUUACGAUAUAUGUACCCAGAAGCCUCCAAACGACUACUCUCAGCAAUUGUACGACAAAUACGGAGAGGCCUUCGAAUCGUACAUUGCCUCCGUCGUGCUGCCUUCGCUGAGGGAGAAGCACGAGGAGUUCAUGUUGAUAGAGCUCGUGAAACGUUGGUCGAAUCACAAGGUCAUGGUUCGAUGGCUAUCCAGGUUCUUCCAUUAUCUCGAUCGGUAUUUCAUCGCCCGAUUGGCGCUUCCUCCGCUGAACGAAGUCGGGGUGACAUGUUUCAAAAGCAAGGUGUUUGAGGAAUUGAAAAGAAAAGCUACAGGUGCUGUUAUAGCCCUGAUUCAACAGGAGCGCGACGGAGACCAAAUCGACCGUUCUUUAUUAAAGAACGUGUUGGAUUUGUUUGUGGAAAUCGGGAUGGGACAGUUGAAUUGUUACGAGAAUGAUUUUGAAGAUGCAAUGCUCAAGGAUACCACGUCUUAUUACUCCCGACAAGCUUCUAAAUGGAUUCUCGAAGACACUUGUCCGGAUUAUAUGUUGAAGGCCGAAGAGUGUUUGAAGCGUGAAAAGGACAGGGUGGCUCAUUAUCUCCAUUCCAGCAGCGAAUCCAAGUUGCUGGAGAAAGCGCGACGCGAGCUCCUGACUGUGUAUGCGUCGCAACUCCUGGAGAAAGAACAUUCCGGAAUCUCCGCACUCCUUCGAGAUGACAAGGUGGAGGAUUUGUCCCGGAUGUUUAGGCUCUUCUCCAAAGUAGACCAAGGGUUGGAUCCUGUUGCUAAUGCUUUCCGGCAACAUGUUACUUCCCUAGGCACCGCUUUGGUGAAGCAAGCUGAAGAUGUCGCGAAAGAUAAGAAGGCCGACAUCAAGAAAGACGUUGCUGGAUUGCCCGAGCAAGUAUUCGUGAGGAAGGUGAUCGAUUUGCACGACAAGUAUAUUGGAUAUGUUAAUGACUGUUUCCAAAACCAUUCAUUAUUCCAUAAGGCUCUAAAGGAAGCUUUUGAAGUCUUUUGCAACAAGAAUGUUGCCGGGAGCUCGUGUGCUGAACUUCUCGCGACAUUCUGCGAGAGUAUUUUGGUUAAAGGCGGUGGAGCUGAGAAGCUCAGUGACGAAGACAUUGAACAAACCUUGGAAAACAUAGUGAAGUUGCUUGCCUACGUCAGCGACAAGGAUCUGUUUGCAGAAUUCUACAGAAAAAAACUCGCGCGCCGCCUCUUGUACGAUAGAAGCGCGAGUGACGAGCACGAGAGAAGUAUCCUGACCAAACUUAAACAGCAAUGUGGGGGUCAGUUCACAUCGAAGAUGGAAGGCAUGGUUACAGAUCUCGCCUUGGCAAGAGAAAACCAGAAAGAAUUCAAGGAGCAUCUUGUUAAAAAUCCUCCAGGGAUCGACUUCAGUGUCACUGUCCUUACUACAGGGUUCUGGCCUAGUUACAAGGUUUCUAAUCUUAACCUCCCUGCUGAGAUGGUGAAAUGUGUUGAAGUGUUUCGGGAUUAUUACCAAACCAAGACAAAUCAUAGAAAACUUUCUUGGUUAUAUUCAUUCGGGACAUGUAACAUUAAUGGAAAAUUUGAUGCCAAGCCCGUGGAGCUGAUUCUGUCAACUUACCAAGCUGCUGCUCUGCUGCUUUUCAAUGCAUCCCACGGAUUGAGUUAUCAGGAGAUUAAGGCGCAAUUAAAUCUGCCUGAUGAGGAUGUCGUGAGAACGCUUCAUUCGCUGUCAUGUGCGAAAUAUAAGAUUCUAAAUAAGGAGCCAGGCAACAAGACCGUUUCUCCUACUGAUGUCUUCGAGUUUAACUCGAAAUUCACCGAUAAAAUGAGGAGGAUCAGGAUCCCUAAUCCCCCCGUUGACGAGAAGAAAAAGGUGAUUGAGGAUGUCGACAAAGACAGACGUUACGCAAUUGAUGCUUCAGUCGUGCGAAUCAUGAAAGCUAGGAAAGUAUUGGGUUACCAGCAAUUGGUUAUGGAAACCGUCGAACAAUUGAGCCGUAUGUUUAAACCCGAUGUCAAGGCCAUUAAAAAGCGAAUAGAGGACUUGAUUACUCGAGACUAUCUCGAGCGGGAUAGAGAAAACCCAAACUUAUUUAAGUACUUGGCAUAG
Molecule: messenger RNA, 2277 nt
Organism: Oldenlandia corymbosa var. corymbosa
Lineage: Eukaryota; Viridiplantae; Streptophyta; Magnoliopsida; Gentianales; Rubiaceae
Source: the annotation of a GenBank genome assembly